AUCACAUUCAAAUCCUCACGUGAAGUUUAAACUCUUACUUCUUUUCCUGGUCGUUGUGUUCACUCUGAAAGCUUUGAAGUUCACAUAGAAGCUACUCUAAAUUCUACUCAUCACCAACAACUCCAAUAUGCUGCAUAAUAUCAUCACCUUCCUUUUCCUCCUGUUCACCAGCAUUGCGUCAGCGGCUCCCAUAGGUGACGAACCCGUAACCACUACCAGCAAUGCAAUCGGCUACGGUACAGGUGGUGGCAUCGCUGGGUUGAUCAUUCUGAUUCUCGACAUCAUUGUCAUCAUCGAGGUCCUUCAAUCGAAUCGCCCAGUCUCUCACAAGUUACUGUGGAUCUUGAUCGUCGUCUUGUUCCCUCUGAUCGGCAUGCUCAUCUACUUCCUCUUCUCGAACCGCGCGGCCCACAAGUCUGGAAGUUCAUACGAACCCAUUCCAUGAACGAUGUACAUGAAACAGAGAGUGAGGCACACCCAUUUGCUUCUCGGUUGGAUGGUUUAGAUCAUUGUUACUAUCCGGUCAUACAUGAGAGACUGAUUUGAGAGACGGUCUGGGAACAAGGUGGACAAAGGCUGUGCAGACGUAGAGAGAAGUUGUUGUUGCUUGCUCUGUCGUUCGUUGGGAUUAUAUUGAUGAUUAGAUUUCAUGUCAAGGCAACGGUUGUGCUAUAGGACGACGGUGAUAGUUUCAAGGAUUACGACUGAUAUACGGAUAAUGACAUGUGAUGAUCAGCGGGAUUUUGUUGUUCUGCAAUUUGUCCGUUGUUUCGCAGGACUUGGCGGUGUCUUUUGUGUUGUGAGAACCUGUCACGAUCGUUUGCUCCUCACGCAGCUGUGACUACCUAUACAAGGAAGUCUUGACAAAGUCGGUAACAUGGCAUUCAUUUGAAUAAUAAUGACUUGUUUGUUUUGGUUUACUCGUCGACAGUUCCUCCAUAAUUCUUAUAGAAGGUUUCGUAGUCGAUCAUCCGUGAAGAGCAGCCUUUCGGUCACACGUACUGUUUCAAAUGCUGGCCCAGCCCACUACUCUUGCGAGGUUGAGUGUGAGUCGCUUGAAAGGUACCGUCCUGGCGGCUACCACCCCGUCAAUAUCGACGACACUUUCCGUUCGGGGAGGUAUCGUGUCCUCCAGAAGCUUGGGUGGGGUGGAUACUCGACCGUCUGGCUGGUCUACGACCUCGAGCUAUCUCGGCUCGCCGCAUUGAAGGUUGUGGUCUCGGAGAUCGGUGAGAAGGGGUCCGUUGUAAAUGAAGUUCGAAUACUUCGACGGCUUACUACGGCUCCGGUGGCCAAACACCAAGAUCAACGUCAUUUACGGAAACUUGUCGAUUCAUUCCAUCACAUUGGACCCAAUGGCAGACACCAGUGUCUCGUUUUCGAUGUCGGCGGCGUCAGUGUGCCAACACUUGUCGAUCGAUGGGGUGGCGGUUCGAGACUGCCAGGACGUCUAGCCUGGCAGCUUUCAAAACAAAUCACACUUGCGUUGGACUGUUUGCACUCAAAUGAUAUUGCACACGGCGACCUUUAUACCGGCAACAUCUUGGUUUCACAAAGGGAAGCACAGUACUCGGAUCCAAUUAUCCUAAACAACCUUGGUCCACCUGUCCUAGUGAAUAUCGAUGCACGACCCGGUUGCCAGAUUACCAAAAGCUUCCCACGGCAUAUCGUGGAGCCAGCGACGUUACCUAUUCCAGUUGUCACCGGACAGGUACACGCGAAGCUCAUCGAUUUUGAGCAGGCAUUCCUCUGUAACGGUCAUUCACUGGCAAAGGUCCGCACCCCAUUGAUUUUCAGAGCUCCAGAGACGCUGCUGGAUUCGACGUGGGACCUGCGUAUGGACAUAUGGUCUCUGGCAUGUACGAUUUUUGAACUUGUUACGGGGCAACCACCUUUUGACAACGUUAUGGCGGCAAAGGCUCCUUUGGUGUUGGAGUGGAUUGCAAUGCUUGGAGAAAUACCGGAGAAAUACCAGAGAAAUGGAGAAAUCAAGCCAAAGUGGUCAUAGGUCAGUACAAGGAUGAGAUAGAUGGAGGUUCACUUUCAAAUUGGCUCGGGGAAGUUUACUUUAACAGCGAACGACAGACAAAGGCGGAAUCAUUCGCAGAGGAAGAUGUCAAGAGAUUGGGGGAUCUCUUAUCCAAAAUGAUGUGCUACCUGCCAGAGGAUCGAUUAUCGACUCGAGAUAUUCUCAAGCAUGAGUGGUUUAGUAAAGAACCCCUUACGACGCGUACGAGUAGCUGAUGAAGAAUGAC
Messenger RNA from Exophiala oligosperma, 2255 nucleotides. RefSeq lists its product as uncharacterized. The transcript is spliced from 3 exons. NCBI's taxonomy places the organism in Eukaryota, Fungi, Ascomycota, Eurotiomycetes, Chaetothyriales, Herpotrichiellaceae. Gene Ontology annotation, molecular function: ATP binding; protein kinase activity. Gene Ontology annotation, biological process: protein phosphorylation; spliceosomal complex assembly; regulation of mRNA processing. The record is from RefSeq and is a predicted model, not a curated record. The coding region runs from base 899 to 2008 and encodes 369 amino acids.